Messenger RNA from Darwinula stevensoni, 2530 nucleotides. Lineage: Eukaryota; Metazoa; Arthropoda; Ostracoda; Podocopida; Darwinulidae. The record is from the annotation of a GenBank genome assembly.
AUGUUUUUGAGGAAGCCGGUGUCGACGCUGAGCAUCCCAGGCGCGAUGCGAGGGGAAAAGGGGAGAGGUGGAGAUGCAAACGGUGAAGAUCCGGCCCACAUUGCCUUGAUGGGAGUCCAUUCCGAAUACCCCCGAUACACGGAGGAGAAGAAGACUUCCUCCUCGUCCAAGUGCCACCGCCCCAACGUCGGUUAUCGUCUGGGUCGCCGGAAGGCCCUGUUCGAGAAGCGGAAGAGGAUCUCCGACUAUGCUCUCGUCAUGGGAAUGUUCGGCAUCAUCGUCAUGGUCAUGGAGAACGAACUCUCCUCCGCCAGCAUCUAUACCAAGGCUUCCUUCUACUCGACGGCUCUGAAAACGUUGAUCACGGUGUCCACAAUCAUCCUCCUCGGCCUCAUCGUUGCAUAUCACGCCCUGGAGGUCCAGCUUUUCAUGAUCGACAACUGUGCGGACGACUGGCGGAUCGCAAUGACGUGGCAGCGCGUGAUGCAGAUCACCAUCGAGCUCCUCAUCUGCGGCGUGCAUCCCAUCCCCGGAGAGUACUAUUUCCUCUGGACCACGAAGCUGAACAACAAGCGGCGGGAGAUCGAGUCCAAAUGGGUCCCGGUGGACGUGACGCUGAGUCUGCCGAUGUUCCUCAGGCUCUACCUCAUCUGCCGCGUCAUGCUCCUUCACAGCAAGCUCUUCACGGAUGCGAGUUCCAGGAGCAUCGGGGCGUUGAAUCGCAUCAAUUUCAACACGCGGUUCGUGUUGAAGACGUUGAUGACCAUCUGUCCCGGCACGGUCCUUCUCGUCUUCAUGGUCUCCCUCUGGAUCAUCGCCUCCUGGACUCUUCGUCAGUGCGAAAGAUACCACGACGAGGACCAUGCAAACCUGUUAAACACAAUGUGGUUGAUCGCCAUCACAUUCCUCAGCGUCGGCUACGGAGACAUCGUGCCUAAUACCUACUGUGGACGGGGCAUCGCCGUCACGACCGGAAUGAUGGGUGCUGGAUGUACGGCCUUAUUAGUAGCUGUGGUAUCGCGGAAAAUGGAGCUGACCCGGGCCGAGAAGCAUGUUCAUAAUUUCAUGAUGGACACCCAGCUCACGAAACGGUUGAAGAACGCGGCGGCGAACGUGCUUCGGGAGACGUGGCUCAUUUACAAACACACGAAGCUGACAAAACGGGUUAACACGUCUCGGGUGAGAACCCACCAACGCAAGUUCCUCGUCGCCAUCUACAAGUUCGUCUUCCAUUUUUGCCCCAUUAUCUUGCACCGUCGCGCCCGAUUCCUAUGCCGUCUUUCCUCCUUUAGCCUAAGGAAGGUGAAAAUGGACCAACGGAAACUGAUGGACAAUGCCAACACCAUCACCGACAUGGCCAAGAAGGAUGCCAUUAAAGCGAAGAGGAGCUCACAGGAAAGACAGCACAAAAUCAUCCUUCAUCCUUUCUUCCUUUCCACUCCACAUCCAAUCUUGCAUGCACUCGAAUUAAGACCUCUUCACCUCUAUCUGAUGCGUUCUUCAUCAUCUCUGGCACGAUCUGACUACAGCGAUGGAGACAGUGAUUUCUCAGGCAUCACGAUACUAGGUAAUGCCAGGCUCAGCGUUGCCGCUUCACAUGCUCUAGCACUAUUGGGUGCCACCACUCCAACGCAGAGCACCGUGUACGAGAUCGUGUCGGACAUGAACGGGCGUUGUGUACGAAGGGAAUGGAUGGAUGAGAGGGAUUCCUAUGAAGAGGCAGUAUGGUCCGAUCGUUACAUGAAGGGGGAGAAGGUCCUGGAAGGGAGCCAAACGUCCCUCUGCCUUCCCACUAAGGCCAAUGAUAGCAGCUUCAAGGCCAAUUCCCCGCCCGUUCUCUCGUCCCGAUAAGUUUUAUUGAUGGCAGGCCCCAAGAAUUUAUUCCAAAUUUACGGAUGUAAUUGCCGUAUAUAUAGGCGAAUUUCAUGUCGACUAAGAAAUCAAUUUUCUAGUAUGACGAGAAGGCUCUAAUGACUCAAGUCUCUCAGUUCAAUUUUCUCCCGGUCGAGCUACGCCUUUCUAUAUCUCUUAUUGUGAUACAAUAACGCGUCUCUCGUAAGAAAUACUUUUUUUUAUCGUAUCGAUCGUUAUUCGUCCAUUCCAGGGCCCGCAUAAGACGGUUUAUCCCCGCUUCCCGUAGACCUGUAGAAUGAUCCAUUAAAGUUUUUGGGGGGAUUAUUUCGUUGAUCCCUCGUUUCUGCUGGUGCUUCGAUAGACUGUGAUAUGAACAUGAUCUGAGUUUCACUUUUUUAGGCGGGAAAGAGAAAAAAAAGCUUUCCCCUUUCUCUUCGCUUAUCGUAUUAUCUGCACUCUCACCGCGACAAGAUACAGACAAUGCACAUGAAAUGUCCGGAAUCCAAGACAAGAGAGAGCAUGAUGUCUUUCCUCUCCGAGUGAUAUAUAUGGGAUGAAGUCUGUCACAGUUGCGAAACUCAAGAAGAAUUUCUCAUGAUUCUUAUUCUGAUUGUCCUCAAUGAUUGUUAUACUGUGCGAGGAUCCAGGAAUAAAGGUGUUUAUCCAUGGGUAAAUA